Molecule: messenger RNA, 1950 nt
Organism: Cylindrotheca closterium
Lineage: Eukaryota; Bacillariophyta; Bacillariophyceae; Bacillariales; Bacillariaceae
Source: the annotation of a GenBank genome assembly
AUGUCAUCGCAACCAAUCAAGCUAAAAACCUGGCCAGAACCGGUCUAUGAAUGUGACGGAGACUACAGGAACGAAGUCUUUUUGGAGGAACACAUAAGUGGACCACUUUACCAGAACCAGCAAAGUCUUCCGAAACUCCCGAUACCAUCUGUGGAAGAGACUAUUGCAAGGUUUCUUCCUACAGCUCUUCCUCUAUGUCGAACCAAAAAAGAGGAGGUCAAUCUUAAGAUUGCGUGUAGCGAAUUUGCAAGGGAUUCCAAAUCUCUUCAACAACGCUUGGUAAAGCGAAAGGACACUGAAAUGAAUGACACCAGCUGGCUUCAGGUUUGGUGGAAUCAGUUGGGAUAUCUCCAGGUUCGAGAUCCUGUCGUGGUCAACGUAUCAUAUUUUUUUGGUUUUGUCGAUGACCCGGCCCUUGCUCGAAGCCAGAAGCCCUUAAAUGUGCAAAGGGGCGCCAGUCUUUUAUUUUCUGCAUUGAAAUAUCGACAAAAAGUUGUAUCAGGUUGCCUGGAAGCGAGUCGAGCUGGUAAAAAGAAAACGUUGCUGUGCAGCGUCGGGAUCAAAUACAUGAUGCACUCAUGCCGCAUCCCUCGAAAAGAUCAUGAUUGCUAUCAUAUCUACGAUCCUAGUAAGUUCACCCAUGGUCUAGUUGCAAGGAAAGGACAUUUCUUUUCCAUUGAAUUAUGUGACGAACAUGGAAAUCCACUGCCCCUUGAGGUCCUUCAAGAACAACUUACUCAGUGUAUCGAAAAGGCUGAUAGAAUUCCCUCGUCGCGACCGAAACUUGGUCUCUUGACGAGUGAGAAUCGCGAUGUUUGGGCACACAAGAGAAGGGAACUAGUUAGAAAAGGUGGGAAGUUGAUGGAGCUUGCACUCGCAAGACUCCAGAGUUCCUGCUUGUGCAUGAACUUGGAUGAUGAAAGCCCAAGCUCACGGAAGGAAUGUGCUGAACUAUUCUUGACUGGUGGUCUCAAGUCGGGCGAAAAUCGAUGGUUUGAUAAAUCAAUUCAGAUCAGUGUGUGCAACAAUGGAAAGGCAGGGUUACUAGCCGAGCAUGCAAUGAUGGAUGGAACAACCAUGGUGGACUUUGUCAAUUUCAUCUCCAAGGAACAGUUUGAUCGUGCGCCUUACAACUCUGUUACCCUGGCUGCUGGACAAGGCCGUGUCAUUGAUAUCUUUGCAGAAGCAAUGCAGACCAUGGAUUGGGAAGCUACCAAUAUUUUGGUUCGACAAGCAAAAUCCUCAUUUCACGCACUCGUUAGCAAUCAAUGUCUUCGUGUCCAAAAUUUCGAGGACUAUGGAAGCACGUUCAUCAAGAAGGUUGCACGCUUUCCACCAGAUGCAUAUGUACAAAUGGCAAUGCAGCUUGCGACAUAUCGCACCUUUGGAGAACAAGUGGGUACCUAUGAAUCCACUCAAGUUCGUUUGUUCCAACAUGGUAGGACUGAAGUAACAAGGUCAGUUUCAACUGCCAGUGAGGCGUUUGUCGAGAUGAUGGGGAAAGAGUCUACUGGUGGUGAGUCCAAUCCCACCAUUUUAGCCAAAAAAAUGAUUCUUUUGACCAAAGCGGUCACGGCACACUCCAAAUACACACGGAUGGCAGCAGCAGCAAUGGGAGUCGAUCGUCAUUUUUUUGGUUUGUCAAUGGUUGCGGCGGAAAAUGAAAAGCUACCGAAACUAUACAACGAUCCCGUGUUCCAACGAUCCAAGAAAUGGCGAUCCAGCACAAGCCAGUUAUCGCAUCCUUUUAUCGACGUGUGGGGUUAUGGUCAGGUGGUUCCCGACGGAGCUGGAUUGGCUUAUUCCAUUGGAGCGACAUCUUGCGUUUUCUGCAUAACUGGUCUAUCCUCUCCUGGUUACCCAGAGGCGCUUUCCCACCACCUACGUGAAGCCUUGUUGGAAAUGAGGCAGUUGGUGGAAUUCCGAGUGGAGACAGCAAGCAAGUUGUAG